Molecule: messenger RNA, 2217 nt
Organism: Pseudoliparis swirei
Lineage: Eukaryota; Metazoa; Chordata; Actinopteri; Perciformes; Liparidae
Gene: lpcat1
Product: lysophosphatidylcholine acyltransferase 1
Exons: 14
Coding region: 152-1639 (495 amino acids)
Source: RefSeq, a predicted model, not a curated record
GGAGGCAGACUCAAAACAGAGGAAGGCGCUCUCCUGCGGCGUCUCACCACGAGCUCUCAACGUGCGUUACGGAACAUUAUUAAUUUUGGGGUGCAAAAUCGACUUUUAUUUUGUUAUUUUCAAAAGGCGUAACCCCCCCCCCCCCCCCGGAAUGAAGUCGCCCAACAGUCGCCCCUCCACGGCGGGCUGCAACCCCUUCGUGCACGAGCCCAAACUCACCGUGGCCCAGACGAUACAGAUAGGACUGAUGACGGUCACGGUCUUCCCGGUGCGCCUGCUGCUGGUGUUCCUCCUCAUGCUGCUGGGGUGGCCCUUCGCCUACGCCGCCUCCCUGGCGCGGUCCGAUUACGUCAUCGAGCCACAGUCGUGGUGGAUGAGGUUCAUAGACCUGAGCCUCCGCCUCAUCAUGCGGGCCCUGUGGUUCUGCGGAGGGUUCCACUGGAUCAGGGUGAAGGGGGAGCGGGCGGCGGCCUCCAAGGUUCCCAUCUUCACCGUGGCGCCGCAUUCCACCUACUUCGACGCCAUCCCGAUCACCAUGACGAUGUGCUCCAUCCUCACCAAGCUGGAGAGUCGCAGCAUUCCCGUCUGGGGCACUCUGAUCAGCUACAUCCGGCCCAUCUUUGUGUUCCGGUCGGAUCAGGAUUCCCGGAGGAGAACCGUGGAGGAGAUCAAGCGGAGAGCCCGGUCCGGAGGGGAGUGGCCUCAGAUCAUGAUAUUCCCAGAGGGGACGUGCACCAACAGGUCGGGGCUCAUCUUGUUCAAGGCCGGCGCUUUCAUCCCAGGGCUCCCAGUGCAGCCUGUGGUGCUGCGCUACACAAACAAACUGGACACCGUUUCAUGGACGUGGCAAGGUCCCGGAGCGUUCAAGAUCCUGUGGCUCACUCUGUGCCAGCCUCACAACGCCAUGGAGAUCGAGUACCUGCCCAUCUACUCUCCGUCCCCCGAGGAGAAGGAGAGCCCCGCCCUCUUUGCCAACAACGUCAGGAAGAUCAUGGCCAAGGCUCUGGAGCUCCCCCUGGUGGACCUGUCCUUUGAUGACCGUGAGAUCAGCCUCUCUCAGGGGCCGCUGCGCAUCCUGGACUGCAGCAGCCUGCUCCACUUCCACCAGCUGGUGUGCCGCCUGGGGCUGCGGGCCGAGCGGUCCGGAGCGGUUCUGGAGGAUCAGGCCCGACGAGCCCGGAAGCUGCAGAGAGAAACGCUGCGAGAGGACGAGUUCGCCGAGUUCCUGGAGCUGCCGCUCACACACACACUGACACAGGUCCACAGCCUGUUUGACCAGCGCGGAGACGGGCAGAUCGACGUCCGGCUGCACGUCGUCGCGCUGUCCACCGUCCACCGGCCCCUGAGGUCCAUGGAGACCCUCAGACUGGCCUUCAAGAUGUACGAGGACGAGGAGAACGGCCACGUCCUGCGGGAGGACCUCGCCGCCAUCUUUGAGAUAAUGCUGGGCGUGAGACACGUGGACCUUUCGGGUCUUUUUCUGUCGCUCGACGGAUCCGACGCCACGAAGAUCACAUACGAUGAACUUCAUCGUUUCAUAGAGCAGAACCCGUCCUUCGUCCAGGAUCACCUCGAUUUUGAAAACCACCCGCGCGGCCGGCCGAAGACGAGCUGCAACGGCCACAGCAAAGACGACUGAAGACAGCAACUCAUCGACCGCUCUCUCUCUCUCUCUCUCUCUCUCUCUCUCCGAUGUGCCUUCAAGUGCCCGAAGACAACAGACAGUGACACACACACGCGGCCGUAAAGGAUCCGCGCUGCAAAGAUGAUGAAAACAACUUGUUUUUUCUCUCCAUCCUAAUUAUCCCCAUUGUGAAUUAAAUAAACACUUUCUUUCCCUUUUUUUCUUCUCCCUCUUCAGGUGUUUUUUUCUCUCACAUUUUUGACAUUUAUUUUCUUAUAUUUAAGAUAUAUGUAUUGCAACAUAACUUCAGGUAAAAAAAAUAAAGAAAAUCAGGAUAUUCAUCAUGAAAAAAACUCUCCGAAACCCGAAGAAAUCCAAUGACAUCAUUCCUUACCUCAAGCAGCCGUGUCACAUUGAUGAUGAUGAUGAUGAUGAUGAUGCCACACAUGUAAACAAAGGACCAGGAAGUGACUUAUUGUAUUUUCAUGUGAAUAAGAAGCAAAUCUUUCAUCUGUUUUUUUUUGUGGUAAUAUAUUGUUUUUUUUCUUGUUUUUAAAAAUGUCCAGAUAAAAACAUUUACAUUUAUACACACA